Molecule: messenger RNA, 594 nt
Organism: Tetrahymena thermophila SB210
Lineage: Eukaryota; Ciliophora; Oligohymenophorea; Hymenostomatida; Tetrahymenidae
Product: transmembrane protein, putative
Exons: 3
Source: RefSeq, a predicted model, not a curated record
GAUAAUUAUUAUAUUUUCAAAGAUAAUAAAACAAACUUAAAUAAAAAGGAAAAGAAUACAAAUAUUUCAUAUAUAUAAAUUAUAAAAAAAUGAUGAGAUAAUCCAACUAAUCUUUUAAUUCAUCUUAUGGUUCUAGAUCAGCUUUAGCUACCUCUGGAAGCGGUAAAGUCGGAUUAUUAGGUAGAUUAUAAAGAGUCUACGCAGUUGUAGCUAGCAAGUUAAUGUUCCUUUACAGAAAGAUGGGCAAAUGCUUAUGGGUUGGAACUACUUCCUUCAUCUUUUUAGUCAUUCCUACAUACUUCUCAAUCUUAAUGGACUAAUAAAAUGCUUUGAUGAAAAUGCACGAAAUGACUAAAGCUGGCAGCAAUAUUUGAGAAAAAGAGUUGAUUUAAAAAAUGUAAAUCUAAGCAGCCCUAAGCAAUCAAUCAUAGUGAUUUAUAAAUAAAGUAAAUGUAAAAUGAACAAAAUAAAUUAUAAUAAUUAAUUACCUUAUUGAGAAUAAUACUAAAUAAACUUAAAUAAUUGGCAAAAUAAAUGUUUCUAUCUAUGUAUAUUUUUGCAUACUAUUAUUAUCAUAUUUGAGGAGAUAAUCAA